UGUUACUGGAAUUAGAGUUGGUGUGGGAGCAGGGGAGAGAGGCGCGUGGCUUUAUUGUGGAAGAAAAUCCCAUUCAGGUGAAAUAAAAGUUGAAUGUUUGGAAUAUAACCAGAUCCCCCUGGUCUUAGCAUGGACCUCAGCACCAUCUUUGUGCUUCUCCUGCUGGCACACAGCGCAAUGCAACAAACAACAAAUGAGAUCAUAAACGGAAAUGAUACCACAUUGCAAGAGACAACAGCCACUGACAGUGCAAUUCCAGAGAGCACAACACCAGAGACUGUAUUCACUGAAAGUGGUAUCACAACCGAAACACAAACAGGCGCCACGAUACCAGAGACAACAUUCACUGAAAGCGACACUACAACAGAAAUCUAUACAGGCACCACGGUACCUGAGACAACAUUCACUGAAAGCGACACUACAACAGAAAUGUAUACAGUCACCAUAAUACCAGAGACAAAGAGACCAGAGACUAAAAGCGACAUUACAACAGAAAUAUUUACAGGAACCACAAUACCAGAGACAGCAUUCACUGAAAGCGACACUACAACAGAAAUGUAUACAGCACACAGCGCAAUGCAACAAACAACAAAUGAGAUCAUAAACGGAAAUGGUGUUCUGUAUGAAUACGGGAACGCAACUGACAGUCUGACCGCAAGAACUGAUGGUGGUGCCGUGUUGGUAGAUCUUACUGUCAACUUCCCUUUUGGGGGAAACACCUAUUCUUCUUUUUACGUGAGCAACUAUGGAUACCUGAAUUUCAGUGGACCCCUUAUUGCCCCGUUUCUGGCACAAAUUUCUACCGCAGUAUCUGGUGACAUUUACUACCGGCAGAGCGCUGAUCCCAGCCUCCUGGCAAACGCAACGCAAGACAUCAACACCUACUUUCCAGGUUUAGGGUUCUCUGCCCAGUGGGUGUUUAUAGCGACAUGGGACAAGGUGCCACAGAAUGGAGGAACUGCCAGUCAGGUGAAUACGUUCCAGGUUGUUCUCAUCACAGAUGGGACCAUUUCAUUUGCUCUUUUUAACUAUGCGGAUAUUCAGUGGACAACUAAUGCACAGGCUUUUUGGUACAACGGAACCCAAGUUUAUCAGUUAAAUACACCAGGAUCUGUUUUCAAUUGGACAACCUCAAGUAACGUUAACUAUCCUGGGCGGUGGGCUUUCAUGGUAGGCACAGUACAACCUGUAGAGAGCACAACACCAGAGACUGUAUUCACUGAAAGUGGCAGCACAACCGAAACACAAACAGACGCGACGGAACCAGAGACAACAUUCACUGAAAGCGACACUACAACAGAAAUGUAUACAGGCACCAUAAUUCCAGAGACGACAUACACCCCCAGCUACUUUACAACAUAUUCACAAACAGCACAAAGCACAAUACAGCAAACCACAGAGCGUCAAGUCAUAUACAGAAAUGCUCUUCUCUAUCCGUACGGCCCAGGACUUGAUUUUGUCACCAUAAAAUCUGACGAUGGCGCAUCUGAGGCAAUACAACUCUCUAUGAAUAUUUCUAUUUUUGGAAAAUCCUUUUCCUCGUUGUAUAUUGACACUAAUGGUCUGAUAUCAUUUAAUUUACCAAUAUAUACAUACACACCCGCUCAUCUCCCCGCUAUAGGGAACAUGUUCAUUGCACCUUUUUGGGCCGACGUGUACAACGUAUUUCAAAGUGACAUAUAUUACCGGGAAAGCACAGAGGCAUCACUACUAUCCCAAGCUACGAGUGACAUUAGAAGAUAUUUCCAUAAUAUGAACUUCUCUGCCAAGUGGGUCUUUGUGGUCACGUGGCAUAAAGUCCCUUAUUUUGGAUCCUCCUCCAGCAAGGUGAACACAUUUCAGGCUGUGAUUACUACAGAUGGGAACCUUACUUAUGUCAUGUUUAACUAUGGAGACAUUGAGUGGACAACUGGCACUGCCAGUGGCGGAUCCAGUGUCUCAGGACUUGGGGGUAUACCUGCUUUGGCCGGUAUAAACAGUGGCAACUUCACUGGGUUCUAUGAAAUACCCGGGUCUAUGUCUGCCUCCAUUAUUAACUUGGCGUCCACAAGUAAUGUUGGCUUUUCUGGACGCUGGGCUUUCCAAGUGAACGAUUUGAUCCCUGAUGUCCUUAAUGGAAAGACAACUCUACUCUACCCAUACGGAUAUGCCCUUGACACGGUCACUGAAGGUCUAGAUGAUCAUGCACCCUAUUCUGUUAAUCUGUCUACUGUCAUACCCAUUUUUGGGACUAAUUACUCCUCUCUAUACGUGAACUACAAUGGUUUAAUAUCAUUCAGCGCGCCAGUGGGGCCACAGACACCCCAAAACCUGCCAUUGUCUAACAUUGCUUUCCUGGCCCCAUUUUGGACUCAUGUGUCUAGCUAUGUAGGAGGCUAUAUAUUUUUCCGUCUGAGCAGAGAUGCCGAACUUCUUUCACGUGCCACAUCUGACAUCAGCAGUUAUUUCAAUAUCACAUACUUCUCUGCACAGUGGGUGCUCGUGGUGACAUGGAGCAGAACUGAAAAUAUUACCAAUAAGGUGAACACAUUUCAGACCAUCCUGAGCAGCGAUGGGAAUGUCACUUACCUUUUGUUCAAUUAUGCGGAUAUCAACUGGACAACGGGCACAGCCGCUGGGGGAGCAAGUCAAAUAGGAUUGGGAGGCAUGUCAGUGCUGGCCGGCAUUAACAGUGGGAAGAACACCGGCUACUAUAAACUUCCUGGGUCCUUCUCCUCUGGUGUCAUCAGUUUGUCAUCAACAAGCAACGUUAACUUUACUGGGUGCUGGAGUUUCAAGGUCGACAAGCUGAUUCUGGCAGGUCCCAAUGGGAUACUAGAUGCUUCAGUUUAUUUCCCCAGAAUACUAAAAUCUGGAUUCUGCUCUGAAAUGAGAAGGAAAAGUAAAAACUUAAGUAAACUUAAUCAGAAAGCUCUAUGUAAAUACAGCCAUAAACUCUCAAAGAAAAGCUGCACUGAGUCCUUUAUCAAAAGAAACAGGAUUUCUUUUCUUCUUUCGUGUACACAUGUUCCUUGGUAUCCGACUUCCUCUCUCAGAAAAAUCAUUCAGGGCAUGGCACAAGUCUGUACAGAUUGCUCCUCUCUUCUCUCUCCCCCUCUCCUCUUUGCUCUCUCCCCCAACCAUCUCUGCUGUAAUCUGAGCUACCAGCAGCCAGACCUGCAGCAUGGAAAGUACUGAGACCAAGCUAAAAUGGCAGCUGCUAUCUUAAACAAACAGAGGGAGCUUCUAUGACUGUUACUUGGGUAUCGUAAAGUUUUCUGCAGAAUAAAUAUAGCAUUGUAGCUUGCCAAAAUUCCUUUCCAUCUCCUUUAUCAUGCAUCAGGGCAAUAUCACCCAAGACUAUUCAAUGACUCACUGACAGAAAUUUCUCCAUGCUUGUACUCCUGGAUCCCACCAAAAUCGCUGACGACAUGGACAACCCGAUGCAUCUACAAACCAUCUGGUAAAAAGCCUUCAUGAGUGAAAAGUGACCAAUCAUACACAAAACUAGCUGUCCAUGGUCAACAUUUUGUGGCCAGAUGGAGAUAAGAGGGUCCGUUGCUAUAUGCUCACUGGUUUUAGCUCCACUGACAGGUACAGGAGAAUAUUCUUCAUGUGCCCUUGCCCAAAGGGAUGAAAUAGUAUCCUCUUUCUGUGGGGAGGAGUAUGGAAAAACAAUGGCUAAAGUCCAUUUUGAAAGAGGGGCAAAUGUGUCCUGAAACCAAUUUCAAACCUUUUUAAUUCUAAAGGGAGGACCAACAUAUUUGUAAUGCAUUCCAGAGUCUUAUGGAAUGAUUAGCCCCAUUGGAUUUGUGUUACCUGGAGGAACAUUAAGAUCAAGGACUACAUUAUAUCUACCUAUCUGUAUCUUGGCUACACAUGGACUAUCUUUGGUACAAGUUGGUGAUCUGAAAUGUUAUGAACUUGUGUCAUAAAAUGGCACCAACAUUUUGUGUUGAUCAUUGAAUAAAAUGUAUUUAAAAUUAUA
This is a messenger RNA of Xenopus tropicalis (tropical clawed frog), 3967 nucleotides long. RefSeq names its product mucin-4-like. Gene Ontology annotation, biological process: cell-matrix adhesion. Lineage: Eukaryota; Metazoa; Chordata; Amphibia; Anura; Pipidae. The record is from RefSeq and is a predicted model, not a curated record. The transcript has 27 exons. The coding region runs from base 130 to 3177 and encodes 1015 amino acids.